GAGCACUUCUUGUCUCUGUUGGGCCCGCUCGCCAGCUCCCCGACUGCCUGGCCUCCGUUAACCCUUUCCUUUCUCCUCUGGAGCGCUUCCUCUGCGUUUUCUACACAAUUAAGGCCUUACCUGGCCUCAGCAAACCCUUUGCAGCCUCCUCAGAGAGCCAGCCAGACCCCCACCCCUCGCCAAAUCUGGCAGAGCCACCACCCCGAAGACACUAGCCGGCCUGGGGUGUUCUCAGCCUAAGUCCCUGCAGACAUGAAGAAAUUCCUUUACUGCCAAGCAUGUAACCCCUGCCCCUCCUCAGCUAGUUCCUCCUCCCCACUUACCUCCCAAACCAGGCUGCCCCGCCCUGGCCCCUCUCCUGGCACCGCUGCCCCCACGCACAGUGCUCAUCCCGCGCAGAGCCCCCCUCCCACCGUCGGAGUCUAAAGCUGUGCUAAAUUCUACCGCUCUUGGCUCCUGCGCGGCCUCGCACCCCCAUCCAGUAAUCAUCUCACCCUUUUGGGAAGUGACCUGUUGUGCCGACCUGCUGUCCUUUGCCUCCCACCCUGUGGCUCAUCAACAGAAUUGUCAGUGGCAUCGGACCUAACCUGUUCUCCAGAAGCAAGGGACACUCGUCCAUUCAACAGACAUUUCCUGAGCCCAUGGCUUGUCCCAGGCACUGCCCUGGGCACUUGGUGCAGCAUCCACAACACAGAAGGAGAGGGAGGGGUGGAGGAGCUGCAGGUGGUGUCUGAGGGAGGGGCCCCAUGGUGACCGGCUCCAGUGGGGGCCACUGCUCAGAGAUCACAGUCAGGCUGUUUGCACCAACCUCCUAGUUCCCGGGAUUUCUCCGGCCCAUUCUUACCACCAGCAGGCACUAUCUGAGCUGUUCUCAGCCCCAGCUCGUGCCAGCAGCCCGGGGCUGGCUCUGAGGCUCACAUGAUCCCCAAGGUCAUCUCCUUCUCCCAGGGGCAGGGGCAGGCCAGACAGAGAAACCGGCAUCUCUUUAGGAUCUGGCCUCAGGCGCUUCCCAGACUGUGCCUUGUCACCUUGCAGAGGUCUGGUCUCUGUGCUCGCUCUUGGUGCCCUAAUCUGUAAAAUGUACAGCACCACCACCCCCUCCUGGGGGCCUCCUCCCAGAGUUAGGAGGCUGGGUCAGGGAGGAGCUCUUGUGCAGGAGUGGAGGUGAGUUGGGGUGCUAACCGAAAGGUCUGCGGUUCAGAACCAUCAGCCUCUCUCCAGGGAGAAAGAUGGGGCCCGUUACAGCCUCAGAAACUCACAGGGGCAGGUCUACACUAUUCCGGAGUUUCUGACUCAAGUUCCAUCGAGUGCUGGCAGUGAGUUUGGGGAAGGCACUGCCCCUCCCUGGUUCCUGCGCCACCAGACUGCUUGCGACUCUCACACACACACUCACCUCUGGCAUGAGCCUAGCUGGAACUGGCCCCAGCCCACCUGGACAGCCCCUCUUCCCUCAAGACAAUUGGAGUGGUUUUUUUCUUUUCUUCUUUUUUUUUUUUUUUAACCCUUCAAGUGCCCCUAGGCAACUUCAGUUCUCUCUCGGGCUCAACAGGAAAAAGUUUAUUAGUUCCAAUUAGCAGUCCCAUUAAGGAGGGAAAUUAGAGUGGUAAUAAGCUCCCACUGAUUGGCAAAACAACAGGUUUCCCUGGCCUCGGGGCAUUAGAGGCAGUGGGUGUCAGCUACCUCUCCUGCCCCCAGCCUGGGUUCAAAGGGUUACGGCUGAUGAGCUCUUAAUUACACACUUACAUUCAUCUCUGUGCUUUGUUGUGAUUUUAAGAUCUGGAGCAAGACGCAGGCCUGCGGAGGGGGAGGGGCACGGAGAGCUGAUGCCCAGGAAAGCAGGGGGAUAGGCAACUGAAGCUCAUUAAGGAUGACGGAGGCCUGGGCAGGAGGGGGGAAGGCCAGAUCCUCCUGGAGCCCCAGGCCCCCGAGGUAGCCUUACCUGUCCCUGUCUGCCUGGAGCAAAGCCCUUUGAGGGCAGUUGGCGGUGAGGGGGCCCUGACUGCGUGGAACAGCCCCCCAAUGGUCCCGGCCCAUGAGCCAGCCUGCGAGAGCUGGUGCAAGCUCGCCCGUCGGGGCCUCUACGUCUGCAGUGAGUUCCGUGGCAGCUUUCACCAGUGGGCCAAGGCUCCCGGAAGGCCCCCUGGCAUCCUGAGCUCUGGGAUGGAGCCGGAGACGGUGCUGUGGGGCCCGGAUCUGCAGCAGGACCCUGAGCAGAGCCACGAGGAUGCUGACAGAGGCGCUGAAAGUGGAAACGACGAGGAGAGCUCCCGGCAAGAAAGUUCUGGGGAGGAGGUCAUCUUGGGAGAUCCAGCUCAGAGCCCAGAGUUCAAGGACCCUGCAGAGAUGACCCUGGAGGGGCCCUCCCUGGCUCCCUCCACCCCCCAGGACUCCCCAGCCUCACCGGGACCCGCCAGCCCCUCGGACCUCCAGGCACCUCCAGACCCCUCGGACCCUGAGGUCGUCCCUGCUCCGGCCGACUGGACCAAGGCCUGCGAGGCCACUUGGCAGUGGGGGGCCCUGACCACGUGGAACAGCCCGCCCGUGGUGCCCGCCACCGAGCCGAGCCUGCGGGAGCUGGUCCAAGGCCGCCCGUCAGGGGCCGAGAAGCCUUACAUCUGCAACGAAUGUGGCAAGAGCUUCAGCCAGUGGUCCAAGCUGCUGCGGCACCAGCGCAUCCACACGGGCGAGCGGCCCAACACGUGCUCCGAGUGCGGCAAGAGCUUCACGCAGAGCUCCCACCUGGUGCAGCACCAGCGCACGCACACGGGCGAGAAGCCCUACAAGUGCCCGGACUGCGGCAAGUGCUUCAGCUGGAGCUCCAACCUGGUGCAGCACCAGCGCACGCACACGGGCGAGAAGCCCUACAAGUGCACCGAGUGCGAGAAGGCCUUCACCCAGAGCACCAACCUCAUCAAGCACCAGCGCUCGCACACGGGCGAGAAGCCCUACAAGUGCGGCGAGUGCCGCCGGGCCUUCUACCGCAGCUCCGACCUCAUCCAGCACCAGGCCACGCACACGGGCGAGAAGCCCUACAAGUGCCCCGAGUGCGGCAAGCGCUUCGGCCAGAACCACAACCUCCUCAAGCACCAGAAGAUCCACGCGGGCGAGAAGCCCUACCGCUGCACGGAGUGCGGCAAGAGCUUCAUCCAGAGCUCCGAGCUGACCCAGCACCAGCGCACGCACACGGGCGAGAAGCCCUACGAGUGCCUGGAGUGCGGCAAGAGCUUCGGCCACAGCUCCACCCUCAUCAAGCACCAGCGCACGCACCUCCGCGAGGACCCCUUCAAGUGCCCCGUGUGCGGCAAGACCUUCACCCUGAGCGCCACGCUGCUGCGCCACCAGCGCACGCACACGGGCGAGCGGCCCUACAAGUGCCCCGAGUGCGGCAAGAGCUUCAGCGUCAGCUCCAACCUCAUCAACCACCAGCGCAUCCACCGCGGCGAGCGGCCCUACAUCUGCGCCGACUGCGGCAAGAGCUUCAUCAUGAGCUCCACGCUCAUCCGCCACCAGCGCAUCCACACGGGCGAGAAGCCCUACAAGUGCGCCGACUGCGGCAAGAGCUUCAUCCGCAGCUCGCACCUCAUCCAGCACCGGCGCACGCACACGGGCGAGAAGCCCUACAAGUGCCCCGAGUGCGGCAAGAGCUUCAGCCAGAGCUCCAACCUCAUCACGCACGUGCGCACGCACAUGGACGAGAACCUCUUCGUGUGCGCCGACUGCGGGAAGGCCUUCCUGGAGGCGCACGAGCUGGAGCAGCACCGCGUGGUCCACGAGCGGGGCAAGACGCCCGCGGCGCGCCGAGCGCAGGGCGACUCGCUGCUGGGGUUCGGGGACCCGGCGCUGCUGACCCCGCCGCCGGGCGCCAAGCCCCACAAGUGCCUGGUGUGCGGCAAGGGCUUCAACGACGAGGGCAUCUUCAUGCAGCACCAGAGGAUCCACAUCGGGGAGAACCCCUACAAGAACGCCGAGGGCCUGCUGGCACACCCCGCCCCCAAGCCCCCGCAGUGCCGGCCCCCGAGGCUCCCGUUCGGGGGGAACUCGUACCCCAGCGGCGCGCCCGACGGCCGAGCCGAGCCCCCGGGACAGCGGUUUAAGACGCCCGACGGGCCGGCCGAGAGCUUCAGCCAGCGCCUGGGCCUGCUCUCCUCCAAAGCCCACCUUUGCGCCCUCUGCGGCGAGAGCUUCCUGGAUCGCGCCCUGCUGCUCCAGCACCAGCUUAGCCACGGCGGCGAGAAGCCCUGCCCCUUCCCCGAUUACCGGACUGGCCUCGGGGAAGGGGCAGGGCCCAGCCCCUUCCUGAGCCGAAAGCCCUUUAAAUGCCCCGAGUGCAAAAAAAGCUUCGGCCUCAGCUCGGAGCUGCUGCAGCACCAGAAGGUGCACGCGGGCGGCAAGGCGCCGAAGAGCGGCGCCGAGCUGGGCCGGGGCUCGUCCGUACUCCUGGAGCACCUCACGAGCCCCCUGGGGGCCCGCCCCUACAGCUGCUCCGACUGCGGGGCCGCCUUCCUCGACCGCCUGGCCCUCGCCAGGCACCAGGAGACCCACACCCCAGACAAGCCCCCCAGCCCCGAGGCCCCGCCGCCCGAGCCAGCCACCCUAUGCACCAGCGCCCCCGAAGGGGCGGACCCCGCCCCCACGGGGAGUAGCAACCGCGGAGAAGGGGAGAAGCCCAAGUCCCGCUUGGAAGAGAGACCCUAUUUGUGUCCCGAGUGUGGAGACGGCUUCAGCGAAGUCGCCGCCCUCCUGCUCCACCGGAGCUGCCACCCCGGGGUUUCCCUCUGAAGAGGGUGUGGAGAAAGCGGUCUCUCUCUCUCUCUCUCUACUGAGAGGCACACCGGCGCCUCCCAAGAAGAAAGCAGACGAAGGAAGAACACCCGGCUACAUGGUAGAGAAAGCGGAGGCAAGAGAACCCGGGGCAGUAGUAGCUUUUACAUCCGGGGCCCAGAAACCCGAUCAAGUUGUUGCAGGGGUGGGGGGGAACCACUUAUAAGGCAGCAUAGAAACACUUGGGUUAGAAACCCUAUAAAUAUGUAGGAAAACAAAAUCCUUUUAAGUCUGUAGCAGAGAAAACCCUAUAAACCACAGUGGAUUAAAAAGCCCUAUUACUUGUAGGAAGAGGUCCCAAUACGUCUCUAGACAGCCCUAUAGAACUGUUAUCAGAGGCCUUGUGAAACUAUAGGGUCGGGAUAACCGUGGCCCUCAGAAGGUGUAGGCGAGCCUCCCAUAAACCUAUUUCAUGGUGUCCAUCCUGUCCGUCCACCAUCCCCCGCUGCUGCCCCCCGAGAGUCGGGGUGGGAAGCCCCUUAAGGAAAGCGCUCACCUGGGGAGCAGCCAGACGGCAUGAGACUAACGGCAGAGGCCCAGUGAGCUGAGGAGAGGAGCCAGCUCAGCGCACAGUGGGCUUCUUGGGCAAGAGGCCAGUGUCAGAGAAGCUAUGUAGUGUGGGGGUGUGCAAGAGCACGGGGGAGGGGGGAAGGCCUGUGGAAUUCCUUAUCAAAUAUGAAGGCAAGGAAGAGAAAAAGGAAAAGAUAGCAAGAGGCUGAUGUUGGGGGGGGCUGCGGGGUGCACAGAACGUAAGGACACUGGGAACCCCACACACGAGGAGGAGGAGGAGGAAUGGGGGGCUGCUGUGGUUGCUUUGAGGUGGAGAAAUGGUUCAAGGGAGAACCCUGCUCACUCCUGGGUGGCCCAGAAUUCGCCCUGACUCAGGACUGAUACCCCUUCUCUCAGCUCCGAGAGCCACGCCAGGGACAGAGGGCCCCUCUUGCCACAUUCUCAGGUCUCACUCUCAGGAAGGUUUUCCUGGAAUCUUGCUGUGGUAACAGCCCGUCUCUCCGCCUUCUGUCCUCAGUGGGAGAGGGUGGUCCGCUGCUAAUUGACCUCCAAAGAACACCGCCCUAUAGAGACUCAAGGCCUCUCUGUCCGGUCCAGUCCUGUCUAGGCUUCACCCCUUCCAGUCUACCAGAGCCACGGUGGAGUCUCUGUGGUAACGAGAGACGGCAAGCUGAUCAAGUAGAAAGCUUCAAUUAGCCAACAACCUGCUUUUUGAAACUUUAGUCUUCCACUCCAGCUGUCCGUAAGGCAGCUGCAGGACAAGUGACUUGCUCCUAACUGUGGCUGGCUGACACCCCGUGGACGGGACCGUGGGUCCCAGAAGAGUUUACAGAGGCCUGACCACCUUCCCUGCCCUCCUGGUGCCUGGAGCCCUCUGAGGCUGUCAUGACCCCACACAGGCAAUGGUGGCCUAGUUCCUCCUCAGCCAGAAACCCGAGAAACAGAAGGAAGGAGAAACGGGGUUUCCCUGCCAGGCCCCUCUCCUGUUCUCACACCCCACACACGAUUACCACACAUUCAGCCACAGUCACUCACAUGACUGGUUUUGUGUGUGUGUGUGUGUGUGUGUGUCCCUCAAAUGGCUGGAGAGAGCGAACUCUUGAGAAAAACAUGUUAUUGAGGACACACAUCUCUUCAGCCUGAGGACAACUUUGGUUCAUGCUGGAGCUGAAAGGCGGUGCUGUGCUGACAUAACACACGGGAUGAAGUGGCCCUCCUGCGGCUAUGUCCCCAGAGAGGGGGACCCGGAUGCCUGCACAGCUGUGGGAGAGACCUCCAGCAACUCUACCUACAAGUUCUUUCACCCUUCAUCCCCCUGCCCCUGAAGAAUGAUCCUCAUCCUCAGGUUGGGAAGGAUCACAAUGUAGAAUGCUUCCAGGCUGGGGGUGGGGGGAGCAAGCCAUGGAUGACUGCAGGGAAAAACCUUGUUAACAUCUGCAGCCCCCCCCAAAUGCCUGGUAGAAAACCCUGCUGAGAGGGCAGGGGAGCCUGCCUCUAGACCUCUGGUGAAAAACUCAACCAAGGGGACCUCCCAUUCAGGAGGAGGAAAAGGAGUUAAAUGCUCCAAGUCUAAGAUUCCCCCCACCCCACCCCCUUUCAAAUAAGAGCAGAAAGAAACUAAAUUGUAGAGACAAGCCCCUUGUAAAGCUAGAAGCAGACCCCCUUGGAAACCAGCCUAAGGAACUAGUCCCCAGAAAAUCAUUCUGGGGAACAGCCUUCGGGGCCCAAGGGUCAGUCCAGGGGAGAUGGCCCCCGUAGUCAGAGGCUAGGGUGUAGCACAUCAUAGGAUGCUCGCAUGUUGUAGGAACAGGUGAGGGCUGAGGGUCUCAGCUCCGGUACUGAAGGGAAGAUGUGUGGGUGGACACGAUUCAUGGGGUCUGGGCUUUCAGCGCAGGGGAAAGGUGUCUCCGGGAGACCUUGUUCUCACUGGGCCACCUGCCCCCACCUCUCAGCCAGGUGCUUCCCCUCUAGCCAGCUGCUGUUGGGAGAAACGAAGGUGAGAGCUGGUUGGGAGAGGUGGCCCACCAAGUGGAGUGGCCUCAGCCCUUGCCACCAGAGCUGAGUCUGAGAGGCUUCGCACACCGUCCCAGCACUCGGCUCCACGAAGGACCCAGACCCACCCCACAGGGUUAAGGAAACACUGGGGGAGGAGAAAGUGCCCUGAGCUUAGGGUGACACUCGAAACCACUUGGCUCUGGGGGGUCAGAUGGGAACUCUAGAGAACUCCUGAAUUGUGUGUGUGUGUGUGGGGGGACUCGAAAUCCUCCUGAGAAGCAGGGUUCCAUGACACCCACACAGACCCCACUGCCCCCCACCGGGGCAGCCCCAUUGGCUUGAGUUGUUGAGUUGGCCCGCCCCCCCCACCCCAAGCGAGGAGAGGCCCCACCCUUGAGUGUUUUGUGUCUAACCGUGUUGUGUCGCUGGUGGUCUGUCGAUUCGUUGAAGAGAAUAAAGGGAAUAAGAUGUC
Echinops telfairi (small Madagascar hedgehog) is the source of this 7798-nucleotide messenger RNA. It is a transcript of the gene ZNF629, whose product is annotated as zinc finger protein 629. Bases 2020 to 4779 code for a protein of 919 amino acids. The transcript has 3 exons. The record is from RefSeq and is a predicted model, not a curated record. NCBI's taxonomy places the organism in Eukaryota, Metazoa, Chordata, Mammalia, Afrosoricida, Tenrecidae.